AUGCUGCUGGUCUGCACUCUGCUGCUUUUUGUGAGCGGCAGUGCUUUCUGCCGAGGCGUAGCUCCUCUCGCCUCCACGGAGGAGGAUGGGCCAUUAAUACUUACGCCGCUAAUCGAAAAGGGUGAAAUAGACAAAGCCAGAUCUCUGUCUAAUGUAGACCCAACCUUAUUCACUGGAAUCAAGAGCCAUUCAGGGUUUAUAACGGUGAACAAGACAGCCGCCUCCCACUUGUUCUUCUGGUAUUUCCCCGUUGAAGAGAAGAAAUUAGAAGAAACGCCACUGGUGAUUUGGUUGCAAGGCGGGCCAGGAGCUUCGUCUUUGUUUGGACUUUUUAAAGAAAUCGGUCCGUUACAGUAUGAAAAUGGAAAAGUAUCUGUUGUCAAGACUAAUCAGGUCGGUGCUGGUCUUCUGAGCUUCGUGCAACAAUUCCUGAUGGUUUUCGAUGAACUAAGGGAGGCACCUCUUUUUAUCACCGGGGAAUCUUAUGCCGGGAAAUACAUUCCUGCUUUUGGCCAUUAUAUCCACCACAACAACGUCAACAACCGUGAUAAGUCCCAACACAUAAAUUUAAAAGGUUUGGCCAUCGGAGACGGCUGGACUGAUCCGCCAACGCUGUUGCAAUACUCAGAAUUCGGCUUACAAAUUGGCUACUUAGACCCAAACCAAGCGGCACAAGUAAAAGCUUUUGAAGAUUCUGCUAAAAAAGCUUACAAAGAUGGUGAUUUGAAAACUUACAAAAAAGAAGCCAGUGCUGCUUUGGAUCAUUUUUUUAAAAUCGCUACGAUACUCAAUCCUUAUAAUUAUAUAGAUGACGAAGUACCAGGAAUUGAAUAUAACAAGUUUCUAAACACGGAAGAAGUAAAAAAAGCACUUCAUGUGGGACGUACCAAUUUUACAAAUAUAAACUUUGACGUUUAUUUUGCUAUGUCAGAUGACUUUUAUUUAUCUGUGAAACCGUGGCUAGAGGAACUACUUGAAAAUAAGUACCCCGUCCUGGGAUACAGUGGCCAAUUGGAUGUCAUCGUAGCUUAUCCUCUAUCUGUGAAUACUUACCAAAGCCUGAAGUGGUCGGGGGCUGACGGGUACAAGAAAGCUCGUAGAGGACUUUAUGAUGAUACAAGUGGAACACCAUCAGUAUACCUGAAGAAAUACGCCAACUUCAUGGAUGUCAUGGUCCGAGGUGCCGGCCACAUGGUCCCCUAUGACCAACCACAGGCUGCUAUAGAUGUCCUGACAUAUUUUAUAGACUUCGCUCUCUCUGGAGAAACAACAGGCAACGUCCUUAAAGAAUAUCAACCUAUACGACGACCUACGAGUAUAUCCUUGUUCAACGUUCAACAAACAUUAGACGUUGAUGACUGGUCUAACACUAACAAUUAA
Molecule: messenger RNA, 1380 nt
Organism: Ostrinia furnacalis (Asian corn borer)
Lineage: Eukaryota; Metazoa; Arthropoda; Insecta; Lepidoptera; Crambidae
Product: vitellogenic carboxypeptidase-like
Exons: 8
Coding region: 1-1380 (459 amino acids)
Biological process (GO): proteolysis
Molecular function (GO): serine-type carboxypeptidase activity
Source: RefSeq, a predicted model, not a curated record